This is a messenger RNA of Orbicella faveolata, 3275 nucleotides long. RefSeq lists its product as uncharacterized. NCBI's taxonomy places the organism in Eukaryota, Metazoa, Cnidaria, Anthozoa, Scleractinia, Merulinidae. Gene Ontology annotation, cellular component: plasma membrane. The record is from RefSeq and is a predicted model, not a curated record.
AGCGAAAAAACAAAUUUUGGGGUUAGGUGCACUUUAAACAAUCGACAGCGAGCUGAAGACUAGUAGGAAAAUUUCGAAUUCCUUUAAAAAUUGUGGCGGCCAUUCGUGGUAACGCUGCGGUCGUGAUGAUAUUUCUCAUUGCAAUUCCCUUUUUCAUGUUUUGAAUUGCAAGCACCACUUAACUCCACAGUUUAUGGACCAAUCGGAUGCGCGCAGAUAAACUUGAGUGUCCAGAAUAAAGCCUCCAGCGCGAAUAACAGAAAUUCGUUACUCAAAACUAAAUCCGUCGACAUCUUUCGUUAGAAUUGGCCAUCCGUCAUUCUGCCUGUACAAGUUAUAUAGUUUGUGAUUGCUGAACUACACGUGGUUCAGUAAGAAAGUCGAGAAAGUUAAAUCACGCUUACGGCAUAGCUUGUACACUUGCGCCGAAACGUGAAAUUAUGCCUUCAAAACCCGGGGAUUCUUUAAAGUGGGGAAACUUUAAAACGGGGAAUCAUUGUAGUGAAAAGUCAAACAGGAAAUCUUUUUCCUCGCAGCGAGGAAAGUAGAAAGUAGAUCCAAUUAAAUUUGUCGAUGGCCUUUCCGCCAAAACGAACUAACAUGCAAGAAAAAUAUCACCAGGGGGUGGGGAGUCUCGUGUCCCGUCCACACUCUAACGCAGGGCAGCUCGUAGUCUAUUGGAAUGGCGUAUGCUGACUGCUUUAAUUUAUACCUCGAAAACUUCUCUCUGCAAGUGAGCGUUUGGACCCAUUUGAAAAUCAGUAUUGUAAAGGAGCUGGUGGUUCUAAGUAUCCAUGGAAACGAUAAGAAUGCGAGACAGCUAAAGUCCUGUAAAUGGUCCUUUUUUUCUCUCCUUGGAAGCGCUAUUUAAAAAGAAAAGGCUUCAACAUCAACAAAAAAUAAAUAUGUUUAGAAAAGUUUUCUAUUCACGUGUGUUUUGAAGAGGAAUCGAAGGGAUGUCACCUCAGCUUGGAAUUGGAGUAGUCAGAGAAAUAACAGUGAACGCAUCCUUGAUUUUAAAAACAGGUACCAAAAAUUCACCUUCAACUCAUAACUUAUUCAUUGCUUGUGGAUCGACGUUUGAAAGUCUCACUAAAACCGUGCGUCUUGCGAUCGUAAGGGAUAUAAUAACAAGUGAGUUUUGAAACAGGCAAAUAUUGAAAGAAGCCGUCUGCUGUUAGUCGAUUCAACACUCAGGUGGGAGAGAGAGGCGAGACCAGUGUUUAGAACGAUUCUUUAUUUUGGUGUGAGAUGAAAAGCCUGUGGUGGAAAUAGAUUUGCUAGUAAAGGGAGACUUCGUAUCAUGAACAUUACCACAACCUUGGCAUGGCUAAUUACAGCCCACUUUAUCCAGGGGCUCAUAGGUCUUCCAAUAGACCGGGAGCUUCUUCGUGUCAAAAGGAAGGGAGGAGGAGAGUUUGACAACGGCGAGGAACUCAUCAACAAAGUAAGAAGAUCGCAAGACGACAAAGAAACUGAGAUCAGGCACAAAAGACGAUUCUUUGCCAUAGACACCACUGAACGUGAAUCACAGGAAAGUUACAAAACCAAAAUGGAGGCCAGAUCGUCCCGUUCAUCCCGUGAGGAUAAUGACAUCACAGCAAAACGACCCGAGAGAUUUCGACUCAGAAUUCACAAGAGAAGCCACGACGAAAGCUCUUUGAUCAAAGGCGAUACCAUUUCUGGUUCCGGCCAACAACCAGAACCAGGCACUUCCGGUUCCGGGUUAUGGAGCGGACCUUUGCAGCACUCAAAGAGAGACAAUAAGCGAAGCAUGAGUUCAAAUUCGCUUGACAGCCUCAUUGCAACAUUACGGGCGAUUAGCUCUCUCGCUCCAGAGGAUAAUGACAAUUCAGAUAAAGAGAUCGAGUCCUCGGAAUCUGGUUUAUGGCUAAAACCAGACAAUGCAAUCGAUGAUAAACUGCCGCAGUUUUUCAACGAGGAAGCAAGCUCUGGGAGCGGAGAAGACGCCGAGAAAGCUCUUAACAUGUUGAGCGAAACGGCGCAAAUGGAACUAAGCAAAAAUGGGGAUGAAGUCAGCAGUGGCUUAGCAGUAAGCGAACCAAAGGUUAGCAGCGAGGAGGACAAGCCAGAUAACGGCGGGAAAUUGUUCCGACGUGACGUGAAGAGUGAUUCACUGGCGGACGAUUUAGUAGCUGCCGCUGAAAACGACGAUAAAAGUGAUAAUUCUGAACAGGAGGAUCAUCUAUCUUCCUCAUCAGGAUCAGGAAACGAGAAGCAGGAAGCCGAAGAUGAAAUGUCACAACAGCCAGAUGAAGACAAAAUUAAAGAACAACCGGACAUAAAGACAACACGAACGUUAGCGGAUGCCCUGCUCCCUAACGCGUUUUUUCGCGUGAAGAGAUCGUCUCAAGAAGACGCCAUGCUGCUGUCUGAGAGCAACCUAGGUGAAAAUGACGCCUUGGUUAGCAACAGUCUUGUAGCGCGCUUUUACCGCGACCAAGACGCCCUCGCCGACGCACCGGACAUUACGGAAGCUUCGGUGGCAUCCCUUCCUAGCGAGACCGAAGCUGUUUCCAGCCUCGAUAAAAAAGUAAAGCCUGUGAAACGAGAAACAUAUUACGAUCACUCCGGAGACUUCUCAGAACCAAGAGUUGUGUACACAAGGGAGAUAACUGAGGCCCGCGAUCCAAUCAUAGAGCGGCCAGCAGUCUACUCACAGAGUACGGACGAGAGCGAAAUGGAUUCGAGUUUUGGAGGCGAUGAUGAUGAUGACGAUGACGCUACUCUAACGAUUCAUGAAAGAGAAAUUAGAGAAGAUGGAUAUGUUGGUUGCUACGAAGACAAGUCUCCUGACCGCGAUCUUCCCACAAUUCUUUCGGUGCCAAACCUGACUCCUGACUCGUGCCGCAGUGCAUGCCAGGGAGCUGGUCACGCGUAUGCCGGAGUGCAGUAUGGGUAUUUGUGCCGGUGUGGUGACUCGUACGGUAAAUACACCAAGGUAUCGGAUGAGGAGUGCAAUGCGCUGUGUGUUGGGGAUCGCGCUCAGAAAUGUGGUGGAUUCUGGAGGAGUGCAGUAUUCACGACCGGUAAGUGGGAUCUACCGCUUUUCAACACUUAUGUGGAGCUCCAUCGGGUCAGGAAAAAUACAGCAACAACAAGCUAAGAUUCUGCCACUUGGAAUGGUUCUUGGUAAACCAAAUACCCUCCACCUCCAUGAUUAAUAAAUUAUGAUCCUUCCCUAAUUUAAGUUAUCAACGGGUUUAACUAUUGACCACAACAUGCCAACCGAAAAAUGGGAUUAAUAUUUACCG